Aspergillus ibericus CBS 121593 is the source of this 1875-nucleotide messenger RNA. Its product is annotated as putative PHD and RING finger domain protein. The transcript is spliced from 2 exons. Lineage: Eukaryota; Fungi; Ascomycota; Eurotiomycetes; Eurotiales; Aspergillaceae. The coding region runs from base 1 to 1875 and encodes 624 amino acids. The record is from RefSeq and is a predicted model, not a curated record.
AUGUCCGACACCUGUAUUGUGUGCUUAGGAGACCUUGGCGAAAGCGCCAGCGAUCCUCGUGCCGUCGCCGCCGAGGCCGCGCCAAGACUUGACCUCAGGGCAGAGGGCAAGUCGGCGGACUCCUCCCUCAGGGUAGAAGGCGUGGAUGGCGGUGAGGACUCGGGUCAGAUCGCUCAGCUGCUCCCGUGUGGACAUAUCCUGCACAACAACUGUCUCAAACCUUGGGUUGAGCGAGCCAACAGCUGUCCGAUAUGUCGUCGGAGUUUCAAUGUCGUCGAGCUAAGUGACCGACCGGGAGGUCCCGUGAUAUCAUCCUAUGUCGUGCAGGAUCGAGUACAGGUGGCAGAAGUCGACCCCUCGAUGAUAAUCGAAUAUAUCGACGAUGACCUUACCGAUUCCCAACCCUGUCCGAUCUGUGGAGAUGCGGAUAAUGAAGAGCUGCUUCUUCUAUGUGAUGGGUGCGAUGCACCCUCACACACAUACUGUGUCGGCCUUGAUUCCAUUCCGUCGGGCCCCUGGUACUGCGCACGGUGUACCCAGCGUCGUCGCGGACAGUCCCCUGAGACCGCCGACCGGUCUUCGUUGACACAGGAGAGGCGGGGCCGUCGUACCAGGGCACAGCAACGCAGUCUGCAGAGCCGAAACCAGAUGAACUCCCUGCACUGGGCCCGUGUGUGGCAAUCUGUCUGGGACCAUCUCAACCUUGACUUGGACUUCCCCUUCGACGAUGACCGGGUUGCUGAACGCGCUCGACAACAGCAACGUCGAGAAGAGGCCAACCAGCGGGAGUUCCGAGCCUGGCAACGUCGCUUUGAAGUUGCAGAACGGCAAGGUGGCAGCAAUCGGUUCCGGGACACUGCCGCUUUGCUAGAUAUUGAGGCUCCUCGGCCAUCGCGGCCCCGCGUACCGCGUGAGCCCACACCUGAACCCGAAUCUCUCGAGGAGAUGAGGGCUUGGAACGCUUUCGAGCGUGCCCGGGAAAUUGAAAAUGAUCCCAGCGCAGCCCGGAAGCGCAAGGAGCCCACUUUGUCACCGUCUCCCGAGCCCACUGAACCAGAACGCAAGCUCAAACGGCCUCGGACACGAAGGGCUGAAGACCUGGCAGCUCGCGCCAUGCAGAAUGGCGAGUCAUCAAGGGCUGCUAGUGCGCACGCAACGGCGCGGAUCAAUGCUGAGAACUCGAGCGAGCCAAGUUUUCUCCAAUCGCUUCUGAAAGAAGUUGAAGAAUCGUCCAGCCCAAAUGGAGUCCAAUCUCAUGGUGCUUCAGGUCAAUCCUCGAUUGCCCCCACCGAUCAUCCAACGCCUGGACCUUCCUCCCCGUCCAUCUCUCCUGCUCCCUCCAACCAUUCCUCCCCACGAUUAUCAUCCGUCACACCGCCACCAAACCUUCGCAGCAGGCCAAUGUCCCCACUGCUACUCGGGUCGCCAACCGACCCAUCCUCUCCCCCCUUCUCACCAGACGUGUCGCCGGCUGCUUCUACUCGGAGUGCCCAGGAUGAGCCAUCAUCCCACAUUGUCACGGCCCGGCCGCAUCGCCGGAUCCCUCGCUCCUUGACUCGAUCGGCGGUCAUGCGGUCGGACGAUGGCUCGCCAAUCCGUCCCAACUUGUCUCUUACCGUCAAAUCCGAUGUCCAGAGAUUGGUGGGAACCGCACUGAAACCUUAUUAUCGCUCCAGGAUCAUAUCUAAAGACGAGUACACUGACAUCAACCGAAACAUAUCUCGGAUGCUGUAUGAGAGGGUCGCAGGUGUGGAAACUCUCGAGGCCGGUGCCCGAGCCACCUUAGAAGGCGUGGCCAAGGAGGAGGUUGAGAAAGCCGUUGAUGCGUUGAAGCAGCGGAAAGAAACGAAUGACCAUGUCGAUGAGAGCUCUUGA